AUGGAAAAGGCGUAUUUCGACUGCGAAGGCAAGACUGAGGAAUGGGAGAUCACGUCUAUGUUGACGAUUGUUGCCCACGAGUUUAUGCACGCAUUCGACGUGGAAGGUAUAACGUUCGACGAAGCGUACAAGCCCUGGGGCUCGACCGAUAUCAUAAAGGAAUACACCAAAAGGGCGAUGUGCUUGCGGCAGUCACACAGAUCUGCGCUAUCAUUCACCGCCCGCCAGGAAGUGUUGAAUGACACGGCCGACUCCGAGAACCUGGCGGAUUUGGUGGGCACCGUGACUGCAUACUCGGCCUUCGCUUCGUUGUCCGCAUCACACGGCACACUAGCGGGGCUCGGCAUGUCGGCGGAGCGCCUCUUCUUCGUCAACCACUGUGUGAAAAGGUGCCAUCAGAAAAGCAGGUUAACGGCCCGCUAUGCACCAUACCGAUCCCGCUGCAUAGUGCCCCUGAUGAACAUGCCCGAGUUCUCGAGGGCCUAUGGCUGCAGCGCAGGUGAACCCAUGAAUCCACGAAAGAAGUGCAGCUUCUGGAGUUGA
This is a messenger RNA of Dermacentor silvarum, 543 nucleotides long. Its product is annotated as neprilysin-2-like. NCBI's taxonomy places the organism in Eukaryota, Metazoa, Arthropoda, Arachnida, Ixodida, Ixodidae. Gene Ontology annotation, molecular function: metalloendopeptidase activity. Gene Ontology annotation, biological process: protein processing. The record is from RefSeq and is a predicted model, not a curated record. Gene Ontology annotation, cellular component: plasma membrane. The transcript has 3 exons. Bases 1 to 543 code for a protein of 180 amino acids.